GGAAAUUUCAGGAAAUGUACUAACAAUGAAUCUUUAAAAGUUAAUUAGUUUUAGUAGCGGUGGCAAGGAUUUAAUUUUAUAGAAUGGUGAAAUCGCACUUUAAGUAUAUGUGUUGUCAAAGCAAGUAUACAUACGAACCAUCUAGGCAACAAAACUUCGUUGUGAUACAGUUCUGUACCCUGACAGACUUACAAGUUUUGCUCAAAAGCUUCUAGCUAACAUGCAGUCAAGUGAUCUAGCGUCAAGUUUCCUAGCCAACACUAGCUCUCAGUGUUGAUUAUAUCAUGCUAUUACGAUAUUGCUAACUAGCGGCUUAAAUAACUUUCUUUCCUCAUUACACUAAUCCUCCACUACAGAAGAGGAAGAUGACAGUGUGCAGCUAAAGGAAUGAGCUGAUUGCCAUUCGACCAGAGGGAACUGCAUUUGAGAAGCGGACAAAAUGCCCCGACGGAAACAAUCCAAUCCACAGCCAGUAAAAUUGGACUAUGAGGAUGGCAUCACGGUGGGGAAUCCAGACACCCUGGUGCUGGAGAGCAACCUGCUGCUGGGGCAGGACCUGGAAUUCGGAGAGGCCGACUUCAAGAUCAUCGGCUUCGACAGAGACUCAGACUGUGUGUCUGGGGACAUGGGCAUGGCCGUGUACUCCCUGAGCGACGAGGACUGCGGCAGCUACAAGCAGCUCAGCCUGGGCAGCGACGUGGACGAGCUGCGCGACCCGACCAGCGACGACGCCUUCCGGCCGCGCCCGAGCUGCCGGGGCUGCGGGGAGCCGCUGGACGACCCCGACCAGCCCAUGUGCCUCCACUGCGGAGCCCUCGCCCACUCGGGCAGCGGCCGCAGGUCCGCGGGCGGCAUCGCUCAAGCGAAGAACGCCCAAAACGAAGGCCGCCUCCGGACACGGAGACGAAGCAAGCCGGCCAAGACGACGUCCGCCGGCGGCGCCGACGCCUCCGCCCACGGCCAUGCCGCCGGCGCGGCCCGCAAGAGCUUCGCGUGCCAGCUGUGCCCCUUCACCUCGCGCUACUCCAACCACCUGAAGCGCCACAUGAAGACGCACAACGGCGAGAAGCCGUACCAGUGCCCACGCUGCCCGUACGCCUCGGCGCAGCUGGUCAACCUGCAGCGGCACAUGCGCACGCACACGGGCGAGAAGCCCUACAAGUGCGCCCAGUGCGCCUUCGCCUGCAGCUCGCUGGGCAACCUGCGGCGGCACCAGCGCAUGCACGCCGAGGAGCGGCCGCACACCUGCGGCCAGUGCAGCUACCGCGCCGGCAGCGGCCUCAGCCUCAAGAGGCACAUGGCCACGCACAAGGGCAGCGGCAGCGGAGAGGAGACCACUGAGGAAGGGGUGGUGUCAGACUUCAUGCUCUCCAUCAGCAGCAGUGACGCUGACUUCCUGCACUCGUACGAGGGCCUGCAGGAGGACCAGCCCCCGCCCAGCCUGCUGGAGCCCGGAGCCGACGAGGAGGACGAGGAGGAGGAGGAGGAGGAGGGUGGGGAGGAAGAGGACCCCGAGGGAGGAGUGGCGUCCAUCCUCCUCCUUCCCUGCGAGCUGGACCCAGAGUCGCCCCUGGUGCCCCCCACCAUCAUCACCACCGGUGGUGCCCACCACGCCAAGCACCCGCUGGAGGAGCCGCCGCAGCAGACGCCCGAGCCUCCGGCCGCCGCCCAGGCCGAGCGCCUCUACGCGUGCCCGGUGUGCCCGUUCUCCAGCCACUACCCCAACCACCUGGCGCGCCACCGCAAGACGCACAGCGGCGAGAAGCCGUACGGCUGCCCGCACUGCCCGUACGCCUCGGCGCACCUGGACAACCUCAAGCGCCACCUGCGCGUGCACACCGGCGAGAAGCCGUACGCGUGCGCCCGCUGUGACUACGCCUGCGGCAACCUGGCCAACCUGCGGCGGCACGAGCGCAUCCACACGGGCGCCAAGCCCUUCCAGUGCCCGCUGUGCCCGUACAGCUGCAACCAGAGCAUGAACCUCAAGCGGCACAUGCUGCGCCACAACGGGCACAAGCCGCACCGCUGCCCGCUGUGCAACUACACCACGGGCCACUGGGACAACUACAAGCGGCACCAGAAGAAGCACGGCGGGGGCGGGGCCGGGGGCAUGGCCAUGCCACAGGGAUGGGCACAGGAUGAGCCAGAGCAGCAGCAGGAGAUGGAGGAGGAGGAGGAGGAGGAGGUGGAGGUGGAGCACAGAUGAGGGCACUGAAACUCAGGCACACACACACACACACACACACACACACACACACCUAUACAUGUACAUACACACACAUACACACAUACAUACUUAAACACACAUACACAUACACACAUACUUGCACUUACCUUAAGACACUCCGGAGAAUACUGUUUAACGUGCACAUGUGAACACUCGCUCUGACAUAAACACACACACACCCACACACACACACACACACUCACACUGACACACUUGUUUUCUUAAUCUCUGAGAACUGUAAAUAAAUCUAUUUUGUGUAUGAUGUCUUUGACUUGAUGACAAUAGACUGUUUAGAUACUGUGCAGGCACUGCUGGCUGCUAUGGAGUCGAGCACAUUGGGAUCACAGGUUUCAGAGUUGCCUUUUUCGUCGCCGAGUCAGGGCCGGCCUUGACCCCCCGCACACUGCUAACAAGGGCAUUAAAGGGGACUGAUGGUGUGUGUGUUGCAGUGUGUGUGUGUGUGUGUGUGUGUGUGUGUGUGUGUGUGUGUGUGUGUGUGUAUGUGAGAGUGAUCGAGGGAGAAGAUGGAAUAGAGUUUGAGUGAUUCUGACAUUGAUCAUGUCAUUGCUGUUGACUUUGUUAAGUGUGAUCUACUGUGAAUUUAUUUGAGAUAGAAGGUAAAUACUGUUGCCAGAUUCAAGUUUUGAUUUUAAUGCUACUGGUUUUAUUUUUGAGCUGUUAUUGACUCUGUUUAUUUGAUUAUGUUUGAUUGUGUUGAAAAAUGGAAGGGACCACCACACUCGUACAGACGUAUUUAACAUUUACUUUCAAUUUUGCCUAUUUUGGUUUGUAGCAUUUCAGAAGCCAUGUCUGGGUUUUUUCCCCUCUUGUUUAACUCUUGAUGUUGUGUUUCAUGAAGCUUUAACUCUCUUUAGUACGUGUUUCCUGGACAGAACUAUUUAAUGCCUAAAUAAUGUGAUCAAGCUCUUAAGCUCUGUCUACAAAUGCUCUGUGACUGUGGCCACCAUGUAAUGAGUCCAGUCAGUCUCUAUGAAUCAGGGAAGAAAUGAAUUUGAAUGUUUGGGUGCCAUUAGUACUGUCCUCACCAUGUCCGUGGUGUCGCCUCAGUCAAAGAAUUACUGCUCCCCAUCUUGAGGAUGGUUUGCAGGAAUUGUUAAGUGACCUUUCGCUUUGUAAUAAAAAAAGAAAAAAACAAUA
Molecule: messenger RNA, 3385 nt
Organism: Sardina pilchardus (European sardine)
Lineage: Eukaryota; Metazoa; Chordata; Actinopteri; Clupeiformes; Clupeidae
Product: zinc finger protein 513
Exons: 5
Coding region: 440-2206 (588 amino acids)
Biological process (GO): regulation of transcription by RNA polymerase II
Molecular function (GO): DNA-binding transcription factor activity; RNA polymerase II cis-regulatory region sequence-specific DNA binding
Source: RefSeq, a predicted model, not a curated record